Molecule: messenger RNA, 2823 nt
Organism: Moesziomyces antarcticus
Lineage: Eukaryota; Fungi; Basidiomycota; Ustilaginomycetes; Ustilaginales; Ustilaginaceae
Product: chitin synthase 4
Exons: 1
Coding region: 1-2823 (940 amino acids)
Cellular component (GO): cell periphery; cell septum
Molecular function (GO): chitin synthase activity
Source: RefSeq, a predicted model, not a curated record
AUGCCCCCUCGCUAUCCCUUCGGAGGCGGCGGACGCACCUCGGACGAGGCCCAGCACCAGUCGCCCGACGGCCGCCAUCCUCAGACCGCAGAGGCUCGAAGGCAGUCGCUCACUCGACAGAACAACGCCUAUCCAACCUACGACCUCGGCGCCGAGCCUACCUCGCAGCCUCACGUCUCCUACGACCCCUAUCUGCCCCCUUCCAACUCGGGCGAUCACACCGGCUACGAGCUGCCCUCGGCCGACUACUACGACCACACACGGCCUUCCUACCCGCCCCACGUCACCUCGCCCCGCAUGUCGAAUCCCUACAGUAACUCGCAGCCCCACCGCGUCGGUGUCGACCCCUUUGACGAGCACGACAACGAUGUGCCCCUCCUACCCAGGGACGGCAACUACGCCUACGCGCCCGCGUCACACUUUGACGAGCAUGGCAACCACAUUGGACCCAUGGACAAGUAUGGCGACGAAGACGGCAUGGACGUAGACGGCGCCAACGGCCGCGGCCGCCUGCUGCAUCCGCACAGCGGCGACCCAGACGACUACAUGCCCGGCGGCUUCGACCCCAGCCUCAUGGAGAACGGCACUGCCGGCGGCGUGCGCUACGGAAAGAUCCCGCAGCGUGUGCCGCGCAGAUACAAGACGCUCAAGCGCGUCGAGCUCUACCACGGCAACCUCGUGCUCGACUGUCCCGUGCCCUCCAAGCUGCUCGACAAGCUCAACGACCGCGAGUCGCGCGAGUUCACCCACAUGCGCUACACCGCCGCCACGUGCGACCCGGACAACUUCAAGGACGAGCGCUACACGCUCCGCCAGGUACUCUUCGAUCCGCCACGCAGGACCGAGCUCUUCAUCGUGCUCACCAUGUACAACGAGGACGAGGAGCUCUUCACCCGCACCAUGCACGGCGUCAUGACCAACAUCGCCCACCUCUGCACAAGAGAGCGCUCCAAGACCUGGGGCAAGGAGGGCUGGAAGAAGGUCGUCGUCUGCAUCGUCUCGGACGGCCGUCUCAAGAUCAACUCGCGCACUCUCGCCUGCCUCGCCGCCAUGGGCGUCUACCAGGAGGGCGUCGGUAAGAACGUCGUCAACGGCAAGCCCGUCACAGCCCACAUCUACGAGUACACCGCCCAGCUCUCCAUCGACCCCAGCAUGCACUUCAAGGGUCGCGAAAAGGGCAUCAUGCCCGUCCAGAUCCUCUUCUGUCUCAAGGAGCGCAACCAGAAGAAGAUCAACUCGCACCGCUGGUUCUUCAACGCCUUCGGCCAGAUCCUCCAGCCCAACAUCUGCGUGCUCCUCGACGUCGGAACCAUGCCCCGGCCACGAUCGAUUUAUCAUUUGUGGAAGGCAUUCGACAUCAACUCCAACGUCGGCGGCGCUUGCGGCGAGAUUGUGGCUCUCAAGGGCAAGUACUGGAGCGCGCUCGUCAACCCGCUCGUGGCGGCGCAGAACUUCGAGUACAAAAUGUCCAACAUCCUCGACAAGCCGCUCGAGUCGGUGUUUGGCUACAUUACCGUGCUGCCCGGUGCCUUCUCGGCGUACCGCUACAUUGCUCUGCAGAACGACGCCAUGGGCCAGGGGCCGCUCCACUCGUAUUUCAAGGGCGAGACGCUCCACGGUGGUCAGUCGGACGCGGACGUGUUUACGUCCAACAUGUACCUCGCCGAGGACCGCAUCCUGUGCUGGGAGCUCGUGUCGAAGCGCGACAGUGCGUGGAUCCUGCACUACGUCAAGUCGGCGCAGGCGGUGACGGACGUGCCGGACCAGGUGCCCGAACUCAUCUCGCAGCGUCGUCGCUGGCUCAACGGAUCCUUCUUCGCGGGCAUCCACUCGAUCAUCAAGUUUGGCUACAUCUACCGCUCGUCGCACUCGUUCGGGCGCAAGUUUGCGCUCCACAUCGAGAUCAUCUACCAGACCAUCCAGCUCGUCUUUUCGUGGUUCGGCAUGGCCAACUUCUUCAUCGCCUUCUUCAUCCUCACCAGCGCCAUGAGCGACCGCAUCAAGGCGCUGCAUGUUCCCAAUCUCGUGCUCUCGUACAUCUACGUUGCCUUCAUCAUCUUUUGCUUCCUGCUCUCCAUGGGCAAUCGACCGGCGGGCAGCAAGUUCGGCUACACACUUGCCAUGGUCGUCUUUGCGCUGCUCACGCUCUACAUGACGGGCGCAGCGAUCUACCUGGCGGUCGACUCGAUUCUCAACGCUACGGGGGCAGGAGGAGGAGGCGCCGAAGCGCUCGUCUCGAACCGCACCUUCGUCAACAUUGUCAUCUCGCUGGCGGCGACGUUUGGUAUCUGGACGAUCGCGAGCAUCAUGUUCCUCGAGCCGUGGCAUAUGGUCACGUCGAUCAUCCAGUAUCUGCUCAUGGCGCCGACGUUUGUCAACGUGAUCAGCAUCUAUGCCUUUGCCAACAUCAACGAUAUCUCGUGGGGCACCAAGGGUUCGGACAAGGUCAUGACCGAUCUCGGUGUCGUUGGCGGCACGGGCAACAAUCAGGUCGAAGUGGCGAUCCCGACCGAGUCCAAGGACAUCAACGAUGCCUACGACGAUGCCAUCCACGUGCUUAGCAACAAGCCGCCCAAGGCAGGGCCCGGACCCGUGGACAAGGACCAGAAGCAGAAGGACUACUAUGCGACGGUCAGGACCAACGUCGUGCUGUGCUGGAGUCUCAGCAACGCCGCGCUUGUGGUGGGCAUUCUCAAUAUCUCGUCGAUCAGCACCAGGACCGUGUAUAUGGGCUUCUUGCUGUAUUCCGUCGCCGGUCUCGCGCUGUUCCGGAUGACGGGCUCGACCAUCUACCUGAUCAAGCGACUCUUCUCUGGCGAGUAA